Molecule: messenger RNA, 1148 nt
Organism: Pseudo-nitzschia multistriata
Lineage: Eukaryota; Bacillariophyta; Bacillariophyceae; Bacillariales; Bacillariaceae
Source: the annotation of a GenBank genome assembly
CCAAACCAAACCAAACCAAACAAAACACACACACACAUACACACACACACACACCACCGCAAUGCUCUUUCGAAGUUCCUCCGCCCUCCUGGCGGUCCUGGCCCUGUCCACGACCGACGCCUUUGGCAUCCGCACCGCCGUUCGCAAACCGUCCGCAGCGGUGAGAGUUUCUGUUUCUUCCCCCCUUUCCGCCCCGGUUGCGACCCGCCUGGGAAUGGCCGAGGAGGAAACCACGGAGGAGACCUCCGACGGCGAGGACGCCCCCGCUGCCGACGACAUUCUCAGCUCCCCCGCCUUUCUCAAGCGAAAGGUGGAGGUCCUCGAGAGCGACAUUGCCAAGACCGAGGAAGACCUGGUCGCGGCCACGGAACGAAAGGAAAUCGCAAAGGAAGAAUGGGGACCCCAGCUCGAAGCCCUUGAACGAGAGGUACGUGGUUCUGUUCUGUUCUGUUCGGUUCGGUUCGGUUCGAUGGAAAGGAAAACGAGGGGUCGGUCGGACCAGAGCUCUGGGUGGAACCCGGGAGAUUCCCUCUGGUCUCGGGACGGAAGAGCCCGCAAAAGCCGCGAAUGCAGUGCAUCGGUUUGCUGACAGCAUUCCUGUUUUUCCCUCUCUCUCUCUCUCUCUCGCAACACCCAUUUCUCCUCGCCGGACAACACGCUUUUGUUUCUGCGGUUCGACGCACGCACAAAUUUCGCACCAUCCAACACACGACACACAGUACACGAACAUCCAGCAGCGAAUGACGGAACAAAACCAGGAGGGCGACUCCGACGCAAAGGUUCGGGUCGUGAAGGGAAUUCUGGAUCUGCUCGACAACUUCGAUCGGGCUUCCGGCGUCAUCGUGGCGGAGACCGAAGCCGACCAGGCCAUCGAGGCGGCCUACAAGCAGGCCUACCAGGACAUCUUGGACAAGUUCAAAGAGAUGGGAGUGACGGAGGUCGAGACGGUCGGAACGGAAUUCGAUUACGAGCUGCACCAGGCGGUCAUGCAAAUGCCCGGGUCGGAAUACGAAGAAGGAUUUGUCUGCCAAGAAUUCCAAAAGGGAUUUAUCAUGGGAGAAUCGCUCAUUCGUCCCGCUAUGGUAGCGGUUGCCAUUUAAAAUAGACCGGCGCAGCCGAUGCAACACCAAUAAUACAGUAUCCAACGA